AGGGCCGAGAAAGCAACGGAGAGUUAAUAAGAAACCCUGAUUAUCGAGGUCUGUGAGAUCUGCAAAGGAACCAAAUAGAGAGAGAGAGAGAGAGAGAAGAAAGUGAGAGAAACUCCAAGAGAAAGUGCGAGAAAAUACGAAAAAUAAAUAAAAGGAAAAGGAGGAAGCCCUUUCAUCCUUUGGAUCUAUCUCUCCUUCUUUCUCCGCCUGCCGAGCUAUCUUCUUCAACAUGAGGAUCCGCAAGAACGCAAAGCUCUCACCCUCCUGGUUCUCGCACGCUUCAGCUCCCGAGGCCCUCCAGACGCACGUGUGCCAGCUCAACCAGUCGCCGUGGGAUGCGAUUCCCUUUGCGCAAGACUCAAGCCAGCUCGAAGGAGAAGACAGCUUCACAGGAAAUGCCAGCCUCGCCGAUUCUGUCGGACCUGUCGAGAGUGUUUCGUCGAUGAUGGACGCGGUGGCAGCGAAGGCCGAGGAGAUGGUUGUCUACGAUAACGAUACGGUCGAGAAGCGAGCAAAAGCGUUCGACCACACCGAAGAACGAGCAAGAGAGAAUGAAUUUGGGUUCGAAAAUACCAACAAUAAUAUCACUACUACUACUAGUCCUAGUUUCCGGAGAGCCGCCGCGGCUGCGGCGGCGGCGGCUGCGGCUGCGGGAGCUCGCCGUGCCCGAGGUCGCGCGGCGAAGAAGGGUUCCUCAUCCUCCAACCCUUACGAAUUCUAUUACUAUUCUGGGUUCGGGCCGUUAUGGGGUAGGAAAAGAGGCGAUAGAGGAGGAGAUGCGAUCAGCAAGAGCAACGAAGCCGCCAAACUUGUCGACAACAUUACUAUUAAUACUACUCAAAGCAGCACUCCUUCUUCCUCCUCGCAAAUCGAUAACAAUGACGAUUUCGACUAUGUGGAUGAUGAUGAUGACGACGACGAAGACGACGCCAACGGCGACAGUGGGAAGAAGCGGAUGCGGAAGCCUGUGAAAGCGCGAUCGUUGAAGUCCCUAAUGUAAAUAUGCAAAGUGCUUGUGGUUUCGGUGUUGAAAUGUGUCGAGAUUAUCGUAAAUUUGUUUUUGUCUUGUGGGUUUCGCUAGUAUUUUAGGGUUAGGGGAAUUUUUAAGAUAAUUUUCGGUUCACAUCGUGUUGUGUUUUGUCGCGGGUGAGGUUAGGUUUGUCCCUGCAACAUGACAGUAGCAGUUUUCCUAGGGUGUGAGUCGGGUGGACCAAGGGAUCGUGCUAGUCAAAUGUUUUGAAAUGGAAGGGUAGUUCAGUAGUUUCGCAUCUUUCCUUUUUUCAACUAUGUGCAUAGAAAACUUUUGGGUUUUGUGACGUGGCGCCACAUGAUUCUCGUUGAUUUAAUUAUGUUAAACGCUUGGAAAUAUCACUCUUUAAAAUUUUUCUAAUUGGAAAUUCUUUGCAUGCA
Alnus glutinosa is the source of this 1410-nucleotide messenger RNA. RefSeq lists its product as uncharacterized. The transcript has 3 exons. The coding region runs from base 230 to 1000 and encodes 256 amino acids. Lineage: Eukaryota; Viridiplantae; Streptophyta; Magnoliopsida; Fagales; Betulaceae. The record is from RefSeq and is a predicted model, not a curated record.